UGGCGCCACUGGCAGGCGGAGGGAUGAUAUUUUGGGCAGUACGGCUGGACUUGGCUCAAGUAGCAACAGCCAAAUCCCUGCUCUACUGACCUCUCCCCUGGAAGGGCAGGAACAGCCCUUGAGGCUGCCUUGGGCGGGGGGUGGGGUGGGGGGUUGAGAGGCAGGCUCUAGACUGGAAACGGACAGCAGAGCCCCAGCUAGGGGUGCAGCCUGAGCUGGGGACAGUCAUGGAGGAACGAGAUCAAGAUCUGCUUUAACUGAGAAGGCCCCAGAGCAGAGGCUGAGAAUCAUAAGCCACUUCAGCAGGGAGGCUGAGGUCCAGUGGGAAUGUGGGGCCAAGUUCCAUGUCGCCCAGCCCUAGUAACCUGUCUUUGGCUCCACAGCAUCUAAAAAUCUGAAAGACAAAAUAUGUCUCAAGUAAUCGGGCAGAGGCGGUCCACCCGCAGCACCAGGAUGAACUCCAGUUCGGUGAUUACGUCGGUGCAUACAACACUGAGGAGGCAGAUGGUACAGGAGUUCCUGGCCGAGUGCCUGAGCACAUAUGUCAUGAUGGUGUUUGGCCUGGGUUCCGUGGCCCAUAUGGUUCUAGGAAAUAAAACAUUUGGGAGCUACCUCGGUGUCAACUUGGGUUUUGGCUUCGGAGUCACCAUGGGAGUGUACAUAGCAGGCAACAUCUCUGGGGCCCACAUGAAUUCGGCAGUGACCUUCACUAGUUGUGCACUAGGUCGCAUGCCCUGGAAGAAGUUUCCUGUGUACGUGCUGGGUCAGUUCCUGGGCUCCUUCAUGGCUGCUGCCACCAUCUACGGCCUCUUCUACCCAGCCAUUAUCCACUUCUCGAGUGGAGAGCUGACGGUGACUGGUCCCACAGCCACUGGUGGCAUUUUUGCCACCUACCUUCCAGAUCACAUGACACUGUGGCGGGGCUUCGUGGAUGAGGUGAUAGUGACGGGGAUGCUCCAGCUGUGUCUCUGCGCCAUCACGGACAAGGAUAACCCAGAACAUCAAGGGACACAGCCCCUGGUGAUUGGCUUCCUUAUUGUCAUCAUUGGGGUGGGCCUAGGCAUGAACUCAGGAUAUGCUAUCAAUCCCUCCCGGGACCUGCCCCCCCGCUUCUUCACCUACCUUGCCGGCUGGGGCACGCAAGUCUUCAGGGCUGGGGAUAACUGGUGGUGGGUGCCAGUGGUGGCGCCACCUCUGGGUGCUUACCUAGGUGGCAUAGUCUACCUGGUCUUCAUUGGCUCCAGCACCUCACGAAAGCCCAAGAAAUUGGAGGACCCUGCGGCAUAUGAAGACCACAGGAUAUCUUCAUUGCCCAAGACCAGCCAUGAUCCAUCCAUGAUGUCUUCCCUCACCCCUGCCUCUGUGGCCCCUACCACCAGAUCUCCAGUCUCUUCUUCCUUCACCCCUGUCUCUGUGCCCCCUAUCAAAAGGUCUUCAUUCCAGCCUGCCCCACCUGUACGUGACUCUGUGAAUGAAGAGCACUUCUAAGUGGAGAUUUUUUGUGACCCCAUCCCUAUCCCAAUAAAGAAAGCCUGUCCCACAGCA
Molecule: messenger RNA, 1545 nt
Organism: Microcebus murinus (gray mouse lemur)
Lineage: Eukaryota; Metazoa; Chordata; Mammalia; Primates; Cheirogaleidae
Source: RefSeq, a predicted model, not a curated record